Rhodotorula graminis WP1 is the source of this 2637-nucleotide messenger RNA. RefSeq lists its product as uncharacterized. Gene Ontology annotation, biological process: regulation of transcription by RNA polymerase II. The coding region runs from base 1 to 2637 and encodes 878 amino acids. The transcript has 8 exons. NCBI's taxonomy places the organism in Eukaryota, Fungi, Basidiomycota, Microbotryomycetes, Sporidiobolales, Sporidiobolaceae. The record is from RefSeq and is a predicted model, not a curated record. Gene Ontology annotation, cellular component: Rpd3S complex.
AUGCCCCGCGCCUCGUCCACCCACGGGACCGCGUCGGGCGCCAGCACCCCGGAGCCCGCAGCGAGCGACGCCGCCGCCGCCGCCGCUGCCCUCGAGCCGACGACCGCCGACCUCGUCUCGCAGCCGACCGCCGCGGGUUCCCCAGCUCCACUCGCCGCCGACGACGACGACGCCGACGACAGCGGCCUCGACCCGCUCACCCAGCUCGAGCUCGGCGCGUUCGGCACCGACGCCGUCGACGACGCGCUCCCUGCGCCGCCGCGCGACCCCAACGCUGCCGCGGGCGCACUCGGCGGGUCGGGAGGAGGGGGAGCGGGUGCACCGGCGAGUGGAUCGGCGGGCGCAGGAGCUGGGACGCCGGCGCUCGCGGGGCAAGGUGCCGGCACCAAGCGCACGCUCGCCGCUUCUGGGCCUCUCGCGCGCGCCAAGCGGCCCAAGAACGUCAAGUUCAGCCCGGCCAAGACGGGCAAAGCCCUCGCUCGUCGUUCGGCCGCUUCUGCCGUCGUCGGCGACGGAGGCCCCGGCGCCUACCAGCUGCCCAACCACGAUUACUGCGACGCGUGCGGCGGCAAGGGCCACUUCCUGUGCUGCGAGGGCGGCUGCCUGCGCUCGUUCCACUUCUCGUGCCUCGAGCCACCUCUCGAGCUCGACGAGGUCCCCGAGGACAGCUGGUACUGCAAGACGUGCCGUGCCCAGGUCAACCCGCCCAUCGAGAGCCGACACCGCUUCUUCGGCGAGCUCAUCACGCGCGUCGAGACCGAGAACCCCAAGGAGUUUUCGCUGCCGGCCGAGAUCAAGGGCUUCUUCAAGAAUGUCGCGGUCGGGACCAACGGCGAGUACAUCGACGCGGUCGAGCACCGUCCGCCGUCCAAGAUCACGGGUCGCGCCAUCGGCCAGGAGGACCGAGACGGCUUCCGGCUCAAGGACAAGAACGGGCGCCCGAUCAUCUGCUACAACUGCGACGGCGCCGCCAACCCGCAGCAGCGACGGCGCAUCAUCUCGUGCGACUUUUGCGACCAGCACUGGCACCUCGACUGCCUCGACCCGCCCAUGACGGGCAUGCCGCCGCCGACGCGCAAGUGGAUGUGCCCGCUUCACUCGGACGUCAUCAUCCCGCGCAAGCGCCAGCCCAAGCAGACGCAGCUCGUCAACGUCGACCAGCCGUACCGGCCCAACAACGGCGACAUCGUCGUCGUGCCACGCCCCGAGCCGCAGCUGCAGCAGGACGUCGACGAGAUGACGGUCAACCGCGUGCGGUACCAGGUCCCCGAGCAGCACAUCAUCCUCGACUUUUGGGGCCGCAUCACGGGCCAGAAGAGCCAGCCGCAGCCGCCGAGCAAGAAGAACAAGGGCAAGUCGCCAAGGAGGCGACCCGCGACCGGCUACGACAGCGGCGACUCGUCCCCGCUCAGCGACCUCACGUCAUCCGACGAGUCGGGCAGCGAUGCCGGCCGCUCCUCGUCCCGUACCGCCGCCGCCUCGACCGCCGUCGCGCCCGUCAAGGUCGACCCGUCGCCGCUCGACAACCUCGCCCUCCUCGCCGAGGUGCGCUACAUCGACUACCUCGAGCAGCAGCAGCAGCUGCUGCCUGCCUCGAACGGCACGCCCGUCAAGGCCGCCACGAGCGGUGGCGCCACGCCGGGCCGCGCGCACGACCUUCCUCCCGCCCUGCCCAACUCGACCCAGCGCCGCCUGCCCUCGCGUGGCCUCGGCGUGCCUCCAGUCGGCGCCACGGGCUCGGCGGUCGCGAGCAGCAGCACGGGCGCUGGCACUGCCGCCGCUGUCAAGCGCCCCUCGUUCGGCGGUCGGCCGAGCGUCGGCGGCGCGCCCUUUGCGUCGCCCGCCGCCGGUCCGACCUCGUCGCGCUCCCGAGGUGGGUCGCCGAGCGUGAGCCCGGCGCCGGGCAAGCUCGCCGACGUCGCCGUCGAGAGCAAGGAGGACCUCAAGGCGCUCGGGCACGUGCGCCGGCUCGUCGCGGCGCAGAGCAAGCUCAAGGAGGGAGACGCCAAGAGGGCCGCGAUGCUUGACUACCUCGAGGGUGCGCUCAUCGUUCCUCGACUACAGUCGGUCGGCACCGGCACGAGCGCAGCGCCCUGGUCGCGACCGUGGGACGACAAGCCCGCAGGCGCAUCUGCAGCAGGCGCCGCCAAGAAGCCGUCGGCCGCCGCGAGCGGCUCGCAGGCCUCCCCUCUCGGCUCGCCCGCACUCGCCGCCGGGCCGGUCGCCGCCUCGUCGCCGGCAACGACUGGCUCUGCCUCGCCCGCACCCCCCACGUUCCUCCCGUCGAACGCCCCUCCUUCCACGGCCGCCGCCGCUUCCGCACCCGCACCCGUCGUCGUCGCCGCUCCGGCCUCGACCGCUCCCGCCACCGUGGCGCCCACGUCCGCACCUGCACCCACACCUGUCGCGACGCCUGCCCCAGCAUCGAGCGCCAACGGCGGCGGCGCCGCAUCGACGCUUCCUGCGUCGCCCCUCCCGUUCUCGCUCCCGGCGAGCAGCAGCACGUCGCCUCGCGCAGCUGCCGCCGCCAUCGCCGCCGCGUCCGUCAAGAAGGAGGACGGCGGCGACGCAGGUGCUGGCGAGGCGAUGGACGUCGAUGCGCCUGCGUCGGCGGCAGGCAUCAACGGCGGGGCCUGA